AUGACAGUAUUGAACUCAAAAAUUACGAAUCAGUCCAUCAAUGUACAGUCGGCCGUUACGACGAUAAUCAACGACACAAUGAUCACACUCACAUCAUUUACGGUGCCGCUGACGCCAACACUUGCAACGAAAUUCAUUUUUGAUGGGACACAUCUCGCGCUGUGGAACACUGGCAGGAAACUCAAUCUGGUAUGCGACUCCGAGGAAACAGCAGCCUCGCUUAACUGUAUGGUGAACACAGACUGCGUAUACCAACAGGCGGAAAAUAAAUAA
This is a messenger RNA of Haemonchus placei, 273 nucleotides long. NCBI's taxonomy places the organism in Eukaryota, Metazoa, Nematoda, Chromadorea, Rhabditida, Trichostrongylidae. The record is from the annotation of a GenBank genome assembly.